Cyprinus carpio (common carp) is the source of this 1328-nucleotide messenger RNA. RefSeq names its product cyclin dependent kinase inhibitor 2D (gene cdkn2d). Gene Ontology annotation, biological process: negative regulation of cell population proliferation; regulation of cyclin-dependent protein serine/threonine kinase activity. Gene Ontology annotation, molecular function: protein kinase binding; cyclin-dependent protein serine/threonine kinase inhibitor activity. The record is from RefSeq and is a predicted model, not a curated record. Gene Ontology annotation, cellular component: nucleus. NCBI's taxonomy places the organism in Eukaryota, Metazoa, Chordata, Actinopteri, Cypriniformes, Cyprinidae.
CCUUCUCAAAUCGCCCGCCUUCUGCGCUCUACUUUCUCAUUGGUCGCUGGCGCGGUUGCCACGGUGAUACUGUAGCAACGCCUAUCGGCACUCCUCCCUUUUGUCCAAUUAUGGCAGCCGCGUCGGCGUGUGUGAGCGCUGAUUGGCUGACGAGCGCUCGUGGUGCGGCGCUGUUGUCGGUCAGGCGCGCGAUGUGAAGGCGCUCAGCUCAGCGCGUUUAUUUGUGAUUGUUUUGACGGAUCUGAGUGAACAGAUAAACAGCCAACGGUCGCUCAUCCGCGGAAGCGCUUCACGUGCUGUUCGUGUUCGGUUGAAUCAGGUGCUCGAACUGUACCGGAUCAGAUCUCGUGUGGCCGGCUGCUGUCCGUCAGGCGCUUCGGAGGAUGGUUGUGCACGGGUUCGGCUGCGGGAAGAGUCUGAGCGCGGCGGCGGCGCGGGGGAAUGUGGACGCGGUGCGGCGGAUGCUGCAGGAUCACCGGGUCGAUCCGGACGCGCUCAAUGAGUUCGGGAAAACCGCGCUGCAGGUGAUGAUGAUGGGCUGCACCAGUGUGGCGUGUGUGCUGCUGGACCACGGCGCUGACCCCAACGUCCAGGACCGCUGCGGAGUGACCCCUGCGCACGACGCGGCCCGCACCGGAUUCCUGGACACGCUGAGGGUUCUGGUGGACCACGGCGCCUCCGUCAACGUCCCUGACCACAGCGGAGCCCUGCCCCUCCACAUCGCCAUCCGCGAGGGCCACGGGGACGUGGUGGAGUACCUGGCCCCGCUCUCGGACCUGCGGCACCGGGACAGCUGCGGGGCCAACGCUCUGGACGCGGCACAUGACGCUCGCGCUCUGGAGAUGGUGGAGCUUUUGGAGCGCUUGAUGGGAACCAGUUCGAACUGAAGAACUAUACAUUUCUAUUCUUGUGUUCGGGAGCCCUCGGCGCUCAUUAGCGGGCUGUAUUUAUAUUAAUAAGUUGGAUGUUGAGAUGUAUGUAGUUAUAAUAUUAAUAUAAUAUUAGCUGGAACAUGUUUUGCACAGAGCAGUCCCUCCUGCGGGUCCGCCACGCACACCUGUAAAUAACUCUUUCUUUUGUGUUUUACAAAACAUUUCUGUGCAGAAACUUGAACUGUUAACAUUUUUAUUCUUGUGAAAUUAUUUCACUGAUGAAUUCUGGCUUUGUGUGCAAGUUUGGUUGGAGUGUUUUGCGGAUUAACGUCUGUAAAUAGCAUUUUAUGAAUUUAUUUGACUUAUUUAUUUAAGAUUUGUAUAUUAACGUUUAUGUUUACUGUGGUAUUUCAGAUGUUAUUUAUUAAGGUGUUUAAUAAACUGAAAAAAGUUUCA